Molecule: messenger RNA, 3717 nt
Organism: Rotaria socialis
Lineage: Eukaryota; Metazoa; Rotifera; Eurotatoria; Philodinida; Philodinidae
Source: the annotation of a GenBank genome assembly
AUGUUAAAAUUUUUGAUUUUAUUUCUCAUAUGUUUUUCUUACGGAAAAACUCAACAAAAUUCUGAUGUUAUUGGUUGUGGAGGUUUUAUUAAAUCUGAAACAGAUAUUAAUUAUAAAGUUGUUCGAAUACAAUUAAUUACCAAAGAUGGCAUUCCAAUUUAUACUACCGAAGCUGCUCCAGUUAAUGGAUAUUACAUGAUUCCAGUGUAUGAACAUGGUGAAUAUAUUCUUAAGCUUCUUCCUCCACCAGGUUGGAGUUUUGAACCAACACAAUUUGAAUUAAAUAUUGAUGGAGAAACCGAUUCAUGUACACUGAAUUAUGAUCUUAAUUUUGUUUUCAAAGGAUUUGGAUUGGCUGGGCGUGUAUUAAGUGCAGGUAGUACAAGUGGUGGACCAGGUGGUGUAACAUUAACAUUAUAUCAAGAUAAUAGAAAAUUAAAUGAAACAAAAUCGAAACCGGAUGGAACAUUUGAGUUUUUUGAUGUUUUACCUGGCCAAUAUACAGUCAUUGGCAGUCACAAUCAUUGGAAAUUCAUGACAAGCACAUCACACGUACAAUUAUCAAAAGAACGUUGGGAAUUUGAAAAUCCAAUUGUUGUGCUAGGGUAUUCAAUUCAGGGAGCUGUUGUACAUCAGUCAUCACCACUGAUUUCUAUUGAUGUAUUGUUAUUUCGAACUUCAUCAAAUGAAGAUAAUCUUUCAUUGCCAACAUGUGCUAAUAAUGAACCAUUAAAUGCCAAUGAAGUUUCAUGGUUACCACCAACAAUCAAGGCACAAAAUUUUGUUUGUCGAACACGUACAAAUGCGAAAGGAGAAUAUAUAUUCAACGAUACACCAAUUGGUCUUUAUAUUUUGUUGCCAUUAUAUAAAACACCUUCACUUGAGAUUGUUUUUAUACCAGAUCAAAAAGCUGUAACAGUAACACAUAAAGAUUUUUAUGUUCAAACUCCAUUUGAAACAGGAACAAUUUCAUUUCACGGUCGUGCUGUUAAAUCAACAAAAAAAGAGAAACUAACUCCAUUAUCCAAUGUUCAAAUAAGCGUAGACGGAAAACCUUACUGUCAAACUGAUUCAAAUGGCUUAUUCAAAUUAAAAAAUAUUCGUUCAACAGGUACAAUUAAAAUCAAAGGUGAAUUAGAUGGUUAUAUAUUCAAAGAAUUAAUCUAUGCAAUUAAUCUUAAUCGUCUUAUUGGUGUUGGUGACAGUUCAACAUUACUUGUUCUAUCACCAGAAAAAGUUCGUGUUACUGGUCGUGUUCAAUGUUCAUCAAUACGAAAACAAACAAUUCGUUAUACUGAUUCAGAAAAAAAGACUAUUCAACGAUUUGACGUUGAACCAAAUUCAGAAUAUACAGUUUAUGUCACUCCUGGUGUCUACACAUUUUCUCCUGAAUUAUCUGAUGCUGACAUUCGUUCAGGACUUCAUUUGACACCCGAAGAGAUCGAUGUUGAUGUAUCACAUGGUUCACCAAUUGAUCAAAUAAAUUUUUCUCAACUAAAAGCAAAACUGAAUGGUGUUAUUCAUUGCAUUGAUGAUUGUCAAAAUGAUUUGCCAAUGUUAGAAUUAACAUCACGCGCUGGUGUUACAAAUAAAAUUGAUUUAAUUGAAACUUCAAGUAAAACCAAUGCAGUUCAUUUUGAACAAGAUAAUCUGUUACCAGGAAAAUAUUCAGUUUCAUUAGUAAACUCUAGAAAAAAUGAUAAAUAUUGUUGGAAAGAAUCUCAAAUUGAAGUAGAUUUAUCGAAUUCAAAUAAAACCAUUAAAUUCGAACAAACUGGUUUCAAACUUCGUACUCAUCUUCAAACAUCAAAUAAAGUUGUUUUGAAAAUCAAUCAAUUGAAAGAAAAUAGUUAUACACAUUCCAUUGAUUUGUUAUCAGGGUUAAAUGAAAUAUGUUUACCUAAUCAAGGUUUAUAUGAAUUGAUACCUUCAAGUUGUAUGAAAUUUGAAAAUGAAAAAUACUUUUAUGACACAUCUAAAUCACCAUCGAUACCAGUCGAUUUAAUUCCAGCUGAAUAUCAAGUGUUUGUUUUUAUUCAAACUGAAAACGAAGAUCCAAGUACUUCAACGUUUCCAGUUUUAAUAAAAAAUCCAAAACAAAAUAGUGAAUUUACACUUGAUCUACAAAAAGAUAAGAGCAAAUGGACAGGUUCAUUUUGGGCCAAAGCUAGUGAACAAUUUACCAUAUUUCCUAAAUCUGAUAUAUGGUUAUUUGAACCUGAUCAUAGUGCAAUAGCUAUCUCUUCGGAAAACUGUGAAUCUAAUCAAGUGAAAUUUCUUGCUCGUCGUGGUCUUUUUAUAGAUGGUUCAACGUAUCCACCUGUUGCUGAUGCCAAUGUAUCACUAUAUACAACUUUAAUAGAUAGUGAAAAUGAACAAUCUAUUGAUGUUGAUGGUCGAUCGAUGAGUCUUUUUCUAUCUUCAUGGACAAAUGCCGAUGGUAAAUAUAGUUUUGGACCAUUAUCGAAUACACGUCCAUACCAUGUUACAAUUCAUAAAUUGGGUCAUGUAUUUACCCGUAAAUCAUCAUCAUUAUAUGAUUUUAAUGCCGAAAAAUUAGCUUCUAUUCUCGUACAAAUAAAAGAUGUUGAUGGAGUUUUUCUUUUAUUAACAUCAUCAACGAAUAGUAUGCGCCGACGAACAGCAACAACUGAUACUACAGGCGAAAUCUUAUUUGAAGAUUUACAAUCAGGAAAAUAUUAUUUACGUCCACAAUUACGUGAAUAUAAAUUUCAACCCGAAGAUGCUGAAAUUGAAUUGAAAUCUGGUGAAGAACUCGUUGUAAAAUUUCAAGUACAACGUAUCGCAUUUAGUUGUUACGGACAAGUGACAUCAAUAAAUAAUGAGCCAGAAUUCGGUUUAAUUAUUGACGCUAUUGGUAUUGAUCAAUGUGAAAGUGUUACAAGAGAAUCAGCUAAAACAGAUAUUAAUGGACAAUUUCGUUUACGUGCACUUCAACCUGGUUGUCGUUAUCGUCUUCAAUAUCGUUCAAAUCCAACUGAUUCAGCGCAGACAGAAAUUUUAGAUAUUGAACCGAGAAAUAAAAUUGUUGAAAUCUUCGAUACAGAUUUAUAUGACAUUCACUUGUAUACAACUAAACGACCAACGGACGCUGAUAUUAAUGUUUUUGUUCAAACUCAAACACAAUUUCUUAAUCAACUUAAAAUUAAAUUGUAUAAAAUAUCACAACGCGAAAGUCCUAUUCAAACAGUGACACUAACGAAUUCACCAUUUUGCUACUUUAAUCAAAUACCAUUUGAUAAUGAAAGUUAUAUUCUUCGAUUGGAGUCACCAUUAUCAACAAGUGUUUAUACGUAUGUUCAAUCUGAAAUAACAUUUACAGCCAAUCAAACGUUUUUGUUUUUUACAUUUAAUUUUGAACCACGCUUAAAAAAUUAUGAUGGUGAAACUGGUCUUACUGGUUCCUAUUCAGCAUUUAUAAUUGCUUUACUUAUAAUUGCAUUAGUAUUCAAAUACGAGACAAUUCUUCCAUUUUUACGAUCAUUCUAUGGGUAUUCACAUGAAAUCUUAUUGCCUAACUUAGUUAAAAAAUCAUCAACACUUUUAUCUACUGCACAAGUAAAUGAUCAAAAUAUCAAAGGGACUUCUUCAACAUCAUCACUCAAUACAAUGAAUACAAAAACAAUAGCAAAUCCAAACAAUGAAAAUCUUGGUUUAACUAACGAUUCAAAACGACGACCUCGAGUCGCUGAUUAG